GAAACAAAAUUGUAGACCUGCACCAGGCUGGGAAGACUGAAUCUGCAAUAGCAUCAGUAGAACACGCCUGACUCUCCUCCACCAGUCAUUCAAGGAGAACGAUCUAAUUCCUCCCAUCAAAAAGCGAGCCGGCCCAAGCAAGCACAGGUUACACCUGAAGCAUGAGGACUUACAGCGAGUUGUGAACUUCAUCAAAACUACACAGAGGAUAUUGUAUUAAUAGUAUUACCAGGACGCCACGAAGGACACAUGUUGCCAUCUCAUGUGACAAAAGCAGCACUGUGGAAUCGAUGACACCACUUGAUGCACUAUCCUUCUGACCCUAAGCAGCCAGGUCCCAUCUAGUUUUUAACUCGUUGCAGGUGUGGCUUGUUUGGUGUCUGCUGUGAAGGAAUACCACAACAAGUCAACUACUUGAUUGAUGAAGGCAUGUCAUCUAGCAAAGGCAGCAGCACAGUCAUCAACUACAUGCACCAACUACGGAGUUUGGGAAACAUGUGGGGGCCUGAAUUGUGAUAACUGCAGUGACCAGAACAAGAUUGUGCUGCUCCACCACAGUCUGGACCUUCACUUCCUGAUCACAGGCCACAUCAAGUUUGCCCCCGACUGGUGCUUCGGCCUCAUUAAACAGCGCUUCACAAAGACCAGUGUGAACACUUUGUCUGAGAUUUCUGGUGUUGUGAAGGACAGCACUGUGAUAGGGAUCAACAGCCCACAGCUGGUUGGACUGGAGGAUGGUACGGUGCUGGUGGAAAGCUAUGGCUGGCAACAACACCUGACUACGUACUUUAGGCCACUGCCACAGAUCAAGCAGUAUCAGCACUUCAGGCGAACAUCAUUUUCAUUGCAUUGGAUGAGCUUCGAUUCUCCGGAGCCUGGUAUUGUUGUCGCCAAGGAGCUUUUGGACUCAGUCGGGACCAGGUUUCAGCUCCUGCGCAAGGCUGACAUCCUUCCUCCCAUAGAUGGUCUGCCUGUACAAGCACCACCUGGACUGGACACAGCUAGACUAACUUAUCUUUAUGAGAAGCUUUGAAGAAUCUAAAAUAUAUUUGGAUUUGUUUAACACUUUUUUGGUUACUACAUUAUUCCAUGUGUUAU
Messenger RNA from Oncorhynchus kisutch (coho salmon), 1098 nucleotides. RefSeq lists its product as uncharacterized. The transcript is spliced from 4 exons. Bases 422 to 1033 code for a protein of 203 amino acids. NCBI's taxonomy places the organism in Eukaryota, Metazoa, Chordata, Actinopteri, Salmoniformes, Salmonidae. The record is from RefSeq and is a predicted model, not a curated record.